Syngnathus acus (greater pipefish) is the source of this 1842-nucleotide messenger RNA. Its product is annotated as ankyrin repeat and MYND domain-containing protein 2-like. NCBI's taxonomy places the organism in Eukaryota, Metazoa, Chordata, Actinopteri, Syngnathiformes, Syngnathidae. Gene Ontology annotation, molecular function: protein binding. The transcript has 10 exons. The record is from RefSeq and is a predicted model, not a curated record. Bases 146 to 1444 code for a protein of 432 amino acids. Gene Ontology annotation, biological process: regulation of smoothened signaling pathway.
UUCCUUGGAAUAUUCAUCAGAAAGACACCUAAGCCAGUAAUAGCUCACCCUCUCACCCCUACACCAUACGUUUUGUGAACAGUUCUAAUUCGAUUUUGAGCAUUGACUGAAGAGCGCAUCAAUAAUAAGUGAGCAGAAUUAAAGAAUGGCUGUGCCGAACAAGGGUGAACUUACAGCAUCUGAGAAGAAACUUUUGCAAGUUAUUGAGGCUGGUGAUGCGCAAGAAGUGGCCCAAAUUCUUACGAGCGAGGAUGUACGGGUCAACUGUUUGGACGAGUGCGGGAUGACUCCACUGAUGCACGCGGCCUAUAAGGGCAAAUCGGAAAUGUGCCGCUUGCUGCUGCAGCACGGGGCUGACGUCAACUGCAACCAACAUGAGUACGGCUACACGGCUCUCAUGUUUGCUGGCUUGUCAGGCAAGACGGACAUCACAUCGAUGAUGCUGGAUGCCGGGGCGGAAACAGAUCUGGUCAAUUCUGUGGGUCGCACCGCUGCGCAAAUGGCAGCCUUCGUAGGCCAGCACGACUGCGUGACGGUCAUCAACAACUUUUUUUCACGGGCAAGGCUGGAGUACUACACCAGACCUCAGGGGCUGGAGAGGGAGCCCAAGCUGCCUCCGGGCUUAGCGGGACCCCUGCACAAGAUCAUCAUGACAACCAACCUCAACCCAGUCAAGAUCGUCCUGCUGGUAAGGGAGAAUCCUGUUCUGGUGGACAUCGGGGCGCUGGAGAAGUGCUACCAGGUGAUGGACCUGCUGUGCGAGCAGUGCGUCAAGCAGCAAGACAUGAACGAGGUGCUGGCCAUGAAGAUGCAUUACAUCAGCUGCGUGCUGCAGAAAUGCGUCACCUUCUUACAGAGACAGGAUGACAAGUUGGACGCCUUGGUGAAAAGCCUUCUAAGGGGGAGAGACAGCGACGGCUUCCCGCAGUACCAGGAGAAAUUCAUUCGAGAGUGCAUCAGGAAGUUCCCUUACUGUGAGACCACUCUGCUUCAGCAGCUGGUGAGGAGCAUUGCGCCACUGCACAUUGGCAACGAUCCGACGGCGUACUCCGUUUUAACUCAGGCGCUGACCGGUCAGAUGGCCUUCGCCGAUGCCGACUACUGCGCUACGUGCGGAGAGCGCGGCGCCGACAAGCGCUGCUCCCUCUGCAAAUCUGUGACUUACUGCAGCUUGACGUGCCAAAAGCUCCACUGGUUCACCCACAAAAAGAUGUGCAGAGCUAUGCAGGAGCAGAACGCCGCUUUGGAGGCCCCCAGGCUGAAAGAGCUCAACGAUGAUGAGAGCGACCUGGUGACGGAGACAGCCAACUUCCUUCAGGAGUUGUGCCUGCGGGCCGAGGAGACGGUGGCCGCCGUCGGCGGGUGCCCGGCUGAGCUGUUGGGCUGCCCGUCAUCGCAGCAGCAGCAGCAGCAGCAGCAGCAAGCAUCCGGCUCCCAGGAAUGAAGAGGAACCAGCGGAGGCGCAAAUCCUAUUUUCAUCCAGCAGGCAAAAAAAAAGAUCUUUCCGAGAAUUUCAGCACACAGAAUGACAGAAUGACAAACGAGCGUUCCCUCUUGAUGGUGCUAGAGAAUGAAAUGUCAGCUGUGCUCGAAGCACGCCGUUGGAAAAAUAACCCAGGAAGUUGCCUUUUGAACCCGAAUGGAGGUGGAGCGUGUGGUCGGAUACAAACUCAGAUCUUCGACUGGAUCCAUCGGUGGUCUUGUGUGUUUGCGCAUCAAAAGAACAAUAGCUAGUGAUUUUCUUUUUGGUAGUAUAACAAUAUCAUAAUAAUACAGUCUAAUAUUUGUAAAGCAACCACAGUGUUAAAUACGUGAAUAAAUAACUACCUCUCAUAUAUAUAU